Monosiga brevicollis MX1 is the source of this 1716-nucleotide messenger RNA. RefSeq lists its product as uncharacterized. Gene Ontology annotation, cellular component: extracellular matrix. The coding region runs from base 1 to 1716 and encodes 571 amino acids. Gene Ontology annotation, biological process: extracellular matrix organization; cell adhesion. Lineage: Eukaryota; Choanoflagellata; Craspedida; Salpingoecidae. The transcript has 2 exons. The record is from RefSeq and is a predicted model, not a curated record. Gene Ontology annotation, molecular function: cell adhesion molecule binding.
AUGAUGCACUCGCUGCGCCUACUGGCGCUGCUGGUCGUGGCCGCCGCGGCCACUCCGCGCGUUGUUUUUAGCGACACGGUGUCGUGCAACCUCCUGCCACAGCGCCCUCCACGCGUCAUGUCUCUACCCCCCAACCCCCAUACUGCCGACAGCCUCCUGUGCCGUACCAUUGAGUGCCCGCGUGCCCCCAACAGCUGCUACGAAGAUGCCGAGUGUGUGGCCGGGCAAUGCAUGGAGCCUCGUCCCAAGGCCGACUACACCCCUUGCAAUGACGGCCUCUCUAGCACCUUCAACGAUGUUUGCUCGGCUGGCGUGUGCCGUGGCGGUAGCUUCACUUGCCCUGCCACAGUCCGCGUCACCCCGACCCGCGCCACAGAGGGCCAGGCUCAGGUUGCCAGCUGGGUUGAGCCCGAGGUCGACACCCACGAGAACUUUUACUUCACAAUCAGCUCUACCCACCAGCCUGGCGACAUGUUUGCCGUUGGCGUCACGGAAGUCGAGUACACAGCCACUGACGUUAUUGAAGGCACCGAGUACACUUGCUCCUUCAACGUUGAGGUUCUCGAGAGCCAAGAGCCGUGCGAGGGUGUCGUCUGCACCACUGAUAACGUGUGCCAGACCUUUGCGCCUGGAUGCGAGGUUAUCGAUGCCAAGGCCACCUGCCCUGAGCCCGAGGCCCUGCCCAACGGUCGCUACAACAAGGCCAGCUUGUACAUCAGCAACGGCCUGCCCGUGCCUCGUGCAGAGCGCUUCCCUCAAUUUUUCAGUGAUGACAACAACGUGGUGGUUUGCCACUUGGGUCAGAGCAUCUGCGAGGGCAACCGCCGCCUCCUUCCCAAGCGCCCCCCGCGUCCCAUGAAGCUGAGCCCCGACUUUUCCAACUUCCAGCAGCCUCUUCUGCCCAUUGGCCGUCCCUCCUUUACCACCACCACUCGCGCACCCGUCACGACCACCACCACCACCACUACUACUCGUGCUCCCACCACCACCACCACCACUGCUCGUGCCCCCGCGACGACCACCACCACCACUCGUGCCCCCGUCACUACCACCACCACUCGUGCUCCCGUCACGACCACCACCACUCGUGCUCCCACCACUACCACCACCACCACUCAGCCCCGUGUGACCACCACCGAGGACCGCUGCGGCGAGUACCGCCAGUGCAACUGCAAGCCUGGUUCAGAGAUGGUCGAGUUUAUCGAUGCGUUUGGUUGCCAGGCAUGCUCGUGCGUGGCUUCGGAACUGCCCAGUACCACCACUGCGGCUCCCGUCUCGACUACCACCACCACUGCGGCCCGCGAGACCACCACCACUUCAGCCGCCCGCGAGACCACCACCACUUCAGCCGCCUCGGGGUCAGGAUCGGGCUCUGACCAGUGCCCUGAAUUCCGCCCCUGCUUCUGUAAGCCAGGCAUGGAGUCACGCACUUUCUACGACGAUGAGGGUUGCAAGCACUGCUCGUGCGUUGAUCCGUCCCAGGACCGCCGCCGCCGCCUUCUCGAGGAGGGCGAGGCCGUCCAGGACCAGGAGACACAGACCACCGACGACAGCUCCCAUCAGUUCUCGAUGGCACUUGCUAUCGCCGGUGUGGCCGUGGCUACUGUCUUGGUGGCUGGCGUGGCCGUCAUCAAGGCCAUGCACCGCUCUGAGGACAAGCUGCCCCUCGUCGCCAGCGUCGAGGGUGCACCACUCGAGCACAUUGCCACGGCCUAA